AUGGCAGAGGAGUGCAACACAGAUGAUGCCUUGCAGAAGAAGGUCAACUGCACAGCGUGCGGGCAGCAAGUUAAUCAGUUCCAACGUAACUCUGUUCUUGAGCAUCCUGUGCUCAAAGUGCUUAUUUGCAAGUCGUGUUACAAGUUUUACAGAAGUGAUGACAUCAGCAAAGACUCGGACGGAAUGGAUGAGCAGUGCAGGUGGUGUGCUGAAGGGGGCAAACUGAUUUGCUGCGACUUUUGCAACAACGCCUUCUGCAAGAAGUGCAUUCUGCGCAACCUGGGACGGAAGGAGCUGUCCGUCAUCACCAAUGAGAACUCAAAGUGGCACUGCUACGUGUGCACCUCUGAGCCACUCUCUGACUUAUCCUCCAAAUGCCAGCGCAUCAUGGAGAAGUUAGAAACGGUGUGGAACAAGGAGCGUAGACCAGAGAAGAGUCAGGAGCGCGACGGCAAGCAGCACAGAGGGAAAGAGGCGAAAAAACACAAAGCCGUCAACGGAAAGGAGCACGGCGAGGACUCUGGGACCAUGACCUUCUGCUACAAAAAGCUGCACGUUUCCAAAGAGCUCGUCAAAAAGGCCAAGAAGCUGGUGGAGACGACGGCGGGCCUCAACAACACGUUCAUUCAGUUCAUCCAGCAGGCGAGCGAGAAGCAAGGGGACAACUCCAUCAGGUAUAGACACUUGAACGCGUUCAAAUCGGUGCUCAGCGAUUUGAAGAAAGCCCAUACUGCCCUGGAGGACGCGUUGGAGCCCGAGUUCAAGAACAUGGAGUUGCAAAACGGCGACGAGGGGUUACACGUUCACAGGAAAAGCGUGGAGGAUGCAGACACGGAACUCGUGGACGAUAUCGCUGCCGCGGCGGAGCCAGAGGAGGAAGAGGGGGACAACAAGGAGGAGGAGGAGGUGGAGGACGGUGAUGAGGACAGCGAUCGAUCCCCUGAUGCUGAGCCAAAGGGAGUGGACACGGGAACCGCCAAGGCCAACGUCACGGCGCAGUCCGACGACGAGGAAGACGACGACGACGACGACAUGCCUAUGGAUGAGAUGUCCCUGGACCACGACAUCGUCUCGGUUCCCCCGUCGGUUCCCGAGGAGCUCUUCCAGAUGGUGGAGAGCCUCGCUGACUCCUCCAUGCUCUCGCAGACAGACGACGCGGCCAACGACGGGGCCGGCGAAGACACGGCCGCCGUGUCCAAGGAGAAGGUGGCGAACUCCCAGCGACACCAGCCCAAGGUGAAGAACCUCAUCGUCAAACUCACCCCCGUGCCGGUGGUGACGACGUGCAGCUCCAGAUCCUCCAGGUCCUCAAGAUCCAGGUCCAAGAGCAAGAGCAAGGACAAGGAGGUUGAAACCCCAAAGAAGAGCAAGAAGAAUAAGAAGGAAGGGAAGAAGAACGAGGUUGAGGAUGACGUGGAAAAAGAGGAGGAUGACGUGGAAAAAGAGGAUGACGUGGAAAAAGAGGAGGAUGAAGUAGAAAAAGAGGAGGAUGAAGUGGAAAAAGAGGAAGAACAGGCGGUAGAAGAGGAUGGUGAGGAGGAGGAUGAGGCAGAGGAGGAGGAGAAGGACUCGGGUUCUGAGGUGAAACAGAGGAAUGGAACUCCAACUGAUUGCGUCCCCAGUAAGCGUCGCUCUAGCCGGACAAAGACCACACCACUCAGGAAGCAGGCGGAGAUCAAGGCCAAGGAGGACUCCUCAGAGACAGAAGGUCAGAACCGGGACAAGGCUGACAAGGCCGGAAAGUCCAGCAGCACCAAGACCAAAAACGGAAAACGGACCAAGACCUCUUCGCCCGAGGACAAAGGGGAGGAGUCUGACUCAGACUCCGUGCCCGACAUACUGCUGCAGAAGGUGGCGGAAGAGCACAGUUCCGCUGAAGGGGGGGUCACGAAGAGUGCCAAGAAGUGCUUGUUUAAGCAGAAGGAGAAGGAAAAGCCGAGCAAGCGCAAGAGGAAGUCGGACACCUCCGACUCUGACCCGCCGGAGCAGGGCAAAAGUAAAUCUUCAGUGGCAUCCAAGAAGUCCUCAAAGAAGAAGAAGCACAGCGGCUCAGAGGACUCUGAGCCGGAGAAGGCCACCAAGAGAAGGUCAAGCCGGACGAAGAAGAAGGAAGAGGUCAAGAAGUCUCCCGACGCCAAGGCCAGGGAUCUGAAAAGGUCCUACGAAAAGAAGCGAACGGCGAGGAAGGCUAAAGGGGCGUCUAAGUCGUCCUCCAGCGACGAGGAGGAUGGGGACGAAGGGGCCAUCGGUGGGGAGGACUCCGGAGAAGACAGCGACCAGCAGAGGAUCAAGCCUCUUGUGGAGGACAACGUCGCCACAGCAAGCGGCAACUUCCAUCAGUCCUCAGGGGAUGAAGAUGGCAAUAAAGACGGCUCUCAUCCUGGUGAAGACGAUGACGACGCUGAAAACCGAAUUGCAAAGAAAAUGCUUCUGGCACAAAUAAAGUCCAACUACUCGUCUGGUGACGACAGUUCCUCAGACGGUGAAGGGGGAGAUAACGAAGACAAGAAAUCCAAGAAAGUAAAGAAAGAGAAAAAAGACGAUGACGAGGAGGAGGAAGAAGACGGAGAUGAAGAUCAGGAAGACAACGACGAUGACGACUACGAGGAGGACUCCCAGCAAGGCUCCGCCUCGGACGGAGACACGAAAAAGGGGCGGCGCCACGCCUUGCUGCGCCACAAACUCACUCUGAGCGAAGGAGAGUCGGCGGACGAGAAGUCUGGUGGCAAGGGCAAGAAGAGCAAGGACCCCAAGAAACGAUCAUGGCGGAAAGUCGGCAGUGACGACUCGGACUCUGAGUUCGAGAAGUCCGGAUCCGCCAGCGACGAUGAGUCUGUGAUGAGCGAGGAGUUGAGCGGGUCAGAAGAGGACGGCAAACGCAGAAAGACCAGGUCGUCCAAUAAGAAAGACGUGGAGAAACGGAGCUCCAAGCAGAAACAGAAGAAGAAGAGGCGCAGAAUUAAAGUGCAGGAUUCCUCCUCCAGCAACGACAAGAGCGGUGACGAUGAAGACGGGGACGACGAAGACGGAGACGAUAAGGACACGCCCAAGGGCCGCAAGAGGAUCCGCAAGAUCCUGAAGGACGACAAGCUCCGCACGGAGACCCGGGACGCUCUGAAAGAGGAGGAGGACCGGCGACAGCGUAUCGCGGAGAGGGAGAUGCUGAGGGAAAAAAUGAUAGAGACGGCGGAGAUAAAGGAGGCCAGUCAGAUGGACUGUCCCAUCACCCUGAAGAUGGUGCUGGAUGAGGAUGAAGAGACAAAGGAGCCCAUGGUGCAGGUGCACAAGAAGCUGGUCACCAAGCUGAAGCCGCAUCAGGUCGAAGGUGUGCAGUUCAUUUGGGACUGCUGCUGCGAGUCGAUGAAGAAGACUGAGAAGUCAUCCGGCUCUGGGUGCAUCCUGGCCCACUGCAUGGGCCUGGGAAGACCCUGCAGUGCAGUUCUGCGUUUGGCCCUGCAGGUGGUGACGUUCCUCCACACUAUGCUGCUCUGUGAGAAGCUCAACUUCUCCACGGCCCUGGUGGUCUGCCCGCUGAACACGGUCCUCAACUGGCUCAACGAGUUUGAAAAGUGGCAGCACGGGAUGAAGGACGAGGAGAGCUUGGAGGUGACGGAGCUGGCCACGGUGAAGAGGCCCCAGGAGCGUGCCUACGCCCUACAGCGGUGGCAGGAGGAUGGGGGCAUCAUGAUCAUCGGCUACGAGAUGUACAGGAACCUCACCCAGGGACGGAACAUCAAGAGCAAGAAGCUCAAGGAGACCUUCCAGAAGACUCUUGUGGAUCCCGGUCCGGACUUUGUGAUCUGUGACGAGGGCCACAUCCUCAAGAACGAGGCGUCUGCCGUGUCCAGGGCCAUGAACUCCAUCAAGACCCGCCGGAGGGUCAUCUUGACCGGAACGCCGCUGCAGAACAACCUCAUAGAGUACCACUGCAUGGUGAACUUCAUCAAGGAGAACCUGCUGGGCUCCGUGAAGGAGUUCAGGAACCGAUUCAUCAACCCCAUCCAGAACGGCCAGUGUGCCGACUCCACUGAGCAGGACGUGCGCGUCAUGAAGAAGAGGGCCCACAUCCUCUACGAGAUGCUGGCCGGCUGCGUUCAGAGAAAGGACUACACGGCACUGACCAAAUUCCUACCUCCAAAGCAUGAGUAUGUGCUCGCUGUGAGGGUGACGCCCAUUCAGUGUAAACUUUAUCGGUACUACCUGGAGAACUUUACAGGUGUUGGCAACGCCAACGAGGGGGGCAAGGGACGCGCUGGGACCAAACUCUUCCAGGACUUCCAGAUGCUGAGCAGAAUCUGGACCCAUCCCUGGUGCCUUCAGCUCGACUACAUCAGCAAAGAGAACAAGGGAUACUUUGACGAGGACAGCAUGGAGGAGUUCAUCGCCUCGGAGACCGAGGAGUCCUCCAUGAGCAUGACCUCGGAAGACGACAAGAAAAAGAAAAAGAAGGGCAAGGGGAAGAAGAAGAAGGGCUCGGACGACUCGGACAGCGAAGACCUGGAAGUGAUUAAGGAGUGGAACACCAGCUCCCGGGGAGGGGACCCGGCGGGGAGGAACCGAGCAGAGCCCGUGGAAGAAGCCCGGCCCUCCGCAUCGGGCCCAGGGAGCCCGUCUCCCGACUGGCACAAGGAGUUUGUCACCGAGCCCGUCUGCCCUGCAUCCCGGUCUGCGCAUCAAAGGCGCUCCUCAGACUGA
Gadus morhua (Atlantic cod) is the source of this 4695-nucleotide messenger RNA. RefSeq names its product ATRX chromatin remodeler (gene atrx). The transcript is spliced from 23 exons. NCBI's taxonomy places the organism in Eukaryota, Metazoa, Chordata, Actinopteri, Gadiformes, Gadidae. The record is from RefSeq and is a predicted model, not a curated record. Gene Ontology annotation, biological process: replication fork processing; chromatin remodeling. Gene Ontology annotation, molecular function: chromatin DNA binding; ATP binding. Bases 1 to 4695 code for a protein of 1564 amino acids. Gene Ontology annotation, cellular component: nucleus; pericentric heterochromatin.